CGUGAGUGAUCAGUGAUAUUUUGAUUCUGUAAAAUUUUGACUCAAGAAAUUUUGACUGUUUCUCUCGCAGUUUGUUUUGAUUAUAAUUGUACAAAAUUGCUCCGAACCCAGAGGCCGUUGUUGAUUUGAUAUUUGGGAACCCGAUUAUCUACGUCGGUUGUGUGUGAUAUGAUUCUCAGCACCUCUCAGUUACUCUGCUGGGUUCUUCAAAAUAAUUUUUGCAGGGUCCAUGCAAUUCUGCAUCUAACACGUUGAAGUGUUUAUGUAUUGGAUCAGGAACAUUUUGCAUAAAAUAUGGCUUUUGUAUAAGUAAACCCAAGGUGUUAUCUCUUCUCAUAAAAACAUGGACGGGUUUCAAAGGAAAAGGCUCAACAUCAGACCUUACAAAGCUCCUCCUGCCCAUUGCAGUGGAGGCGGAGGUGGCAGCGCAGUUGUGGCAAACACUGGCUUUGGUAGAUUGAGAGACACGCUGGAUCUAAAUCUUGAUUCAGCCAAUUCUGCAACGAGCUGCGACUCUGGACAAAGUGAGAGCACUCCUAAGAGGGGUGUACCUCCACCCCUUGAUGCUGCCAAGACGCCAAACAACCAGCCGGUGGUUUUGGAUGAUGAAUUCAGUCCAAUCGAGCUUUUUCCCUAUUCACAAACGCAAUCGGCACCGAUUGUCCUGUGGGACUACAAUGCCGUUCAGAAAUCCAACAGGAUUAUCCGAAGAUCGAGACAGAGCUGUGGAAAAUUUCCUUCGCCACCUGAAAUGAAACCUUCGAAAAGGAGGACACCUUCGCCCACAUUCGAUGACUGCCCUCCUCCGAAGAAACCUAGUCAAGAGGGCCUUAGUGUUCUCCAGCAACACGUUAAAGAUUUGCAAGAAUUGAGUUCUAGUGAUGAGGAAAAUGAGCGUGAGCAAGAUGCUUUGAAGGAAACCGAAGAAGAAAUGCUCAACAGUUCAAUUCAUCAGUCUCUGCACAUAUCGGACAAAUUUGAUCGCAGUAUGGCGUCCCCAGAUCCCUUUGACUCGGCUGGGGAUGAUGAAAACUUCCAAGUGGCACCAGAGCCUUCAACCAAAGAGCUUCUUUGCUAUCCCUCCAAGCCAGAAAUUGUGCCCCCUAAGCCGAAGGAGGUGCAAAUCAGUCCUCAGGAAAGCUCCUUUGAAAUUGACGACUCGUUUGCCGAGUGUCUCAUUGCAUGCACUGAAAAGGUGGAGUCUGAGGUGAGACUCAGCCAGCAGUUGCAAAAUACAGCAGCUCCUCCUCCGUCACCACCAUCUGCCCCUGCCACCAAUGAGAAAAAAGCACCCUCAAUUGUCCAAAAUGGCUUGCAGAAGAGAAGGCUGAAUGUGGUAGUUUCUCCUUCAAAGAAAGCGGUGGCCAGUCUUGCCAAGAAGCAGUCGGACGGCACCGAGUUUGAACCCAAGUGGAAGGAGAAAAUCAAAAGUGCCACCUCCCCGUUGAACUCUUCGCUGAGAGCAAGUCAGAACGGUGACAAGAGCAUCCACAGAAGUCUUUUCGUUUCUCCAGUCAGCACAAUAAAUCCUCCAGCCGAAAAGGUGCAGACACCUGAUUUAGACAAGUCCAUCGACCCUUUUGAUGAAAGCUUCUUGGAGGAAAUCGACGCCGUUGAAGCCUUUGCUUUGAGCCAAUGCGCUGCCUCAGCUGAUAAACCCAAAGCUCCUGCACCUGUGAUUGAACCUCAGCCAUCUUUGAAACUUCCUUUCCAACGGCAGCAAAGCACCUCCUCCAUUCCUCCGCAGACUAAGACGGCCACAACUUUCACUCGGCACCUAAGCACCCCUUCCUUUCCGGCCAAGAACAACGUUGUUCCUCCCAAACCUAAACCCCCACCUGUCAGACUUCAAAUAACCAACCUUCCAAGGCCGCAGGUCAAUCGUCCUCAACCCGUAAAACCGCCAGUCCAAAAUGUUGUGCCAAAACCCUCUUUUGCACCCAAGCCCAUGAAAGUUGUGCCUUCAGCCAUUCCGACACCGAGGAAUGCUUUCACCUCAGCCAAGCCACCCGCCAUCAACGCUUUGAAGAAAUCACCUCUUGUGAGACACAAGUCAGCCGACCUGUCCAGCGCUUCCAGCAAACCAGUUGCAACUUCUCUCGGCAAGCUCGGUGGAUCAACAAUUGCACGACACAGAUCUGCAGACUUUGGACAAGGUCAGACUUCAACUAACAAAUGCACAGAACUGGAAAUAGAGCAGAAGAGGUUGGAGGCCAGGAAGAAAUUGCAAUUGCGCCAACUGAUGUCCAAUAAAUGAUUAUAUUUUUCUUAUCUAGACUUAAAGAUAUAAAUAAUUUAAAAACUUCAAGUUUGGGAUUUAAAUUAAACAUUUUCAAAUACAUUAAAAUCAUUCAUUCAAGC
Neocloeon triangulifer is the source of this 2361-nucleotide messenger RNA. Its product is annotated as serine/arginine repetitive matrix protein 1-like. The record is from RefSeq and is a predicted model, not a curated record. The transcript has 6 exons. Bases 344 to 2257 code for a protein of 637 amino acids. NCBI's taxonomy places the organism in Eukaryota, Metazoa, Arthropoda, Insecta, Ephemeroptera, Baetidae.